Penaeus vannamei (Pacific white shrimp) is the source of this 3227-nucleotide messenger RNA. The record is from RefSeq and is a predicted model, not a curated record. Lineage: Eukaryota; Metazoa; Arthropoda; Malacostraca; Decapoda; Penaeidae.
UUGCAGUGACAGCUUUGAAGAACUAUUCAAGACAGUAACUCAUGCUAAUCCUGUGGUAGUUCUUAGAGAUAUCACAAUCCAGGAACUCCGUGGCAUUCUCAAUUACAUGUAUAAAGGAGAGACUCUAGUCAAGUCACACGAACUUCCAGGCCUUCUCAAAGCAGCUGCACAGUUAAAGAUUAGAGGCCUAAGUCAAGUGGGACUGUCUGACUCAUGGAUGGAUGAUCCAAGGGCAGGCCUAGACCAGGAACACCACAUGGCAGCCACUGGCCCCACAAAGCAGGACCUCGCUUUCUAUGACCCAGAUUUGGAGGAUGAGGAUGAGGAUGACCUUGAUGAGGAUGAGGAAGACCACAGAUUGGAUCAUGCAGGACAAAGAAAAAGAAAUGCCCAGACUUAUGAGCUGAUGGCGGUGUGUGAGGAUGUGGACCUGGACAGCAGCCACCGAAGCAGUAUGUCACAACAGGAUGAUGUUCAGCCACUCAAGAGGGUUCAGAUCAAGCUGGAAACAGGCACAGGUGAAAGUGACUCAGAGGACCAGGAUGUGGAUCUUCAACAGCAAGAGGAUGAUGACAACAAUGUGACCCACUUCAUCCCCAUGCAGGAAGAGGUUAUCAUCCACCAAGAGGCCAUGGAGAUGCAUGAGGGGGAUGAUGACGAGCAGAGCCCCAACCAGACUGUCAGCAUUGUCAGUGAAGACCCUCUGGCCCAGGCUGUCAAGGAUGAUGAAGGUAUGAUACUGCUUGGCUUAACAGAAGGAGAAUCACAAAAUCGCAUUUACACUACGGCCAGCUCUACACUCGAAGCUUCCACAUCACGCUCCACACGACCAGAGCCACCCCGAAGGGUACGGAAAUUUGCCAAACAGGACCUUGUUACGGCACUGAACUUGGUGCACGAUGGUCACCUUGGUCUCAAGCCUGCAGCCAAAGCCUUCAACAUACCUAUUGCUACCUUGUACAACGCAAGCAAGAGGCAAGGUGCAAAUGCCAUUGAGCAUCAAACUACUGUGUUUAGGAAGAAACAGCUAUAGAUUUAGCAAAGAAUUGUGGAAAGCAGAUAAGUUUAAAUGUAGCAGGGUUCAUUAGAUUUUUUUAUUGUUUUGACUUACUGCGGUUAAUGUUAUCAUCGUCAUUAUCAGUAUGAUUAUUAUUAUUAUGUUAUUGUUGUUAAUAUUUUUAUUUUUAUUUUUAUUUUAUUUUUAUUAUCAUUAUCAUUAUCAUUUUUAGGUUCAGUAUCUUUCUCUAUUGUUAGGACUUACUGCCAUUAAUGUUCUUAUCAUUAUGAUUAUGAUUAUUAUCAUAGAUUAUUGUUGUUAUUAUUGUUAUUAUUAUUAUUAUAAUUUUUGGUUUUAGUUUCAUUAAUACCAUUAAUGUUUUGAGAUUAUAAUUAUUAUUAUUAUUAUUAUCAUUGUCAUCAUCAUAAUUAUAUGAUUUUUAUUAUUAUUGCAGUAAUCCAAGUGAUGUUUAUUUGAUUACGAAAACAACAAAGUAUUUUAGCAUUAUUCAUAAAAGAAAAAAGAAGUAUUAGCUAAGCCAAACUUUUGCCAGCAAGUCCAAACUGCAGAUAUUUAAAAAUGCCUUAACCUUGAAAGACUGCUUUCUAGUAUUUGCAUUAUGAAACAAAUGUUAUAUACAGUUUGGAAAGUUAAAGUUUGUAAACACUCAUUCAGAAUGAAAAAGAUUUGUGUUUACUUAUGUUGACCAUUUUGAAAGAUUUUGGACUGUGUUACAAGUACAAAUUAUUUUAGUCAUCUAUACCAACUUUUAGGUUUAAGUUCAGUUUGUGUUUUUGCUCCCUGAUGUGUUGCUCUAGACUUACUUAAAGUGACUGUUAUCCCAAACCAGGUUGAGAAAGGUAUUCUUGUUGCUGGUUUUCUAUUAUCUACAGUAGUGAAGAAAAUCAACUUAAUUUGGCUGUAAACUGGUUAAAUUUUCUUUACUUUUUCUUUCUGUAGUUCUAUGUAUGUAUUACUUUUAAGCAUGGUAGAUUUUGCUUACCAAGUGUUCCCUAACACGAAAUAAGAAUUAAAUUUCCCCAAAUGUUGUUUACUGUAAAUAUCUUACAAUUUGUAAUGCUAUAAAACAUGAACUUGAUUAUAGACAUCAUCACACAGUUCUAGAUUUGAAUUUAACCAUAUCUGACAAAAGCUUGAGAAGCAUCUUUAUAUAAUAUAAUUAACUUGUUGGAUUUGGUUGCUUCAGGGCAAUCAUAUGGCCAAAAAUAUAGGCAGUGGGUGACAUAAAAGGCCACUAUCCCAGGUGUGCGGCACAUGGGCCGAGCGCAAAUGAACACUCAUGAGCAGUAACAAGACUGAGUGCCUCCCCUUAACAAAGUUAUUUUACAUAAACCUUUUUAGCUUUUUUGCCUUUUCUAAUGUGCAUAUUUGUCUUUUGAUUUGCUUUAUCCAGAUGGUAUUAGAUUAUUUUCUUUGCACUGACUCCAUAUCAUCUCUCUAUGUAGUAAAUAACUUGAGGCAAGAAAAAAAUAUGUAACAAUUUAUUAUUUUUUUGUAAUUUUCUGUUUUCUGUAAUACAACCUCUGCUGCUGGUCACAGCAGCCUGGAAUACAAUGUUGAGCAUGCAUAUGGCAUCCACCCUGGAGUCGGCAUUCUUCCAGUUACAGCAUACGCACAUUACAUUCCACCCUUGGGUACUGAUGGGAAUAAUGCAAAAGCUUCCUUCUAAACAACAAACGAGUCUAAUCACACACCAAGAGGUUUGUGCACUCUACUCGAGUCUUUUCUAUCACCCUGGCCUUCACUCAUUACAGCAAGUUCACAUCAUGGACAUUUUUCCCGUAAUGGCAUGUUUACAUCACCCAGCCCUCAACCCAGAUUUUUCCAUGACGGCAUAUUCUUGUCACCUGGAUUAUAGGGGUUAAUAUAAAUAUGCCUGACAGUGAUUAUAACUCUUCUUUUAUCUUUUACUUGUGUUAUUAUCUUUAACAUCUGUUAGUGUUGUUUUUUUCUCUCCCUGUAUCUGUUUUUACAGGAUUAGUUGAUUAGUCAGUUGAUCAGAUUUUUGUUAAUGGUUUGUCGUAUGUGGUGAAUAAUUAUCUUUUAUCAUUGUUUUCCUAAAGUAUAUACUUUUUUCCAAGUUUGAAUUGAAAAAAAUAAGAAUCUGAUUAAAACUAUUGUGUUAGGAUGUUUCUUAACAUCUCCCUGUGUAUGAUAACGGGUCGCUGUAGCACAUGUAUCUAUUUUAUUAAAAUAUAUACCAAGAUAU